UCAGUUAUCUAUUGCAUCAGUUCUAAUGAGACCACAUCCUUUGAGCUUAACAUAUAAAGGAGUGAGCGUUAGUGCACUCAUCAUCAGCUCAAAGAGGGAAGACAGACAAGAUGUUCGCCCCGAGAGAUUUCCGUGUUUUCAUCCCGUGUGUGGUUCUCCUCAUCGUCCAGUCCAGCUAUGGUUCUGAGAUUACUGAAGGAAAAGAAGUAGAGCCACACUCGCUGCCUUUCAUGGUUCUGCUGCAGUCCACGGAACGUUGUGGAGGGACACUCAUUGAUCCAAAAUGGGUCCUGACCGCUGCCCACUGUAAAAACAUGACGGUAGUGGUGCUGGGGGUGCACUCCAUCAAAGCAAUGGAAACUAACUCCCGGCAGGUCCUAAGGGUAAAGAAAAGUUAUCCUCAUUCCUCCUUUGAUAAGAAAACACACGUCAAUGACCUCAUGUUGCUCCAGCUUGACAAUCCAGCGAAGCAAACCGGGACAGUGAAAUGUCUCAAGUUGGGCGAUUCCAUCGAAGACCCCAAGGCUGGGAACAAAUGUCUGGUGGCCGGAUGGGGAAUGACAGAGAGAAUGGAAAUUUCUGAUGUCCUGAUGUCCGUUAACGUGACUGUGGUCGACCGAAAGAAGUGCAACUCUUCCGACUACUACAACCACAACCCUGUCAUCACUGAUAGCAUGAUAUGUGCUGGUUCAGAUGGUAAAAACAGUGCAGAUACUUGUAAGGGCGACUCAGGAGGGCCGCUGUUGUGUAAUGGAGCGCUGGUUGGAGUCACUUCUUUUGGAAAGGGGUGUGGCGUUAUCAAAAAACCAGGAGUGUACACGUUUCUCACACAAAGUCACCUCGCAUGGAUCAAGAAGACAAUGAACGGGGGUGCGAUGUGAGCUCCGCUCACUUUGAGUAUCCUCCGCUCGUUGAUGCUCAUUUAUUAUUUUAGAUUUGCAAUCAGCGGCUUCUUUUCUGCUUUUCCGUAUUAGCAUCCCCAGCUGGCCUUCUUUAUUUUGCCUCCUCCAAAACCAAAUAUAUUGAUGAAAAUGUGUAGAUGGACAUUUGUUUUUAACAAGGCUCAAAUGAAAUGAUUACUUCCACAGACUUUAAGAGAGGCUAAUGUCUAGUUACAGAUAAUUAGAUUCAGUUACAACUAUUGCAUCCUUUGUGUAGGUAAUAAUGAUCACGUUUACAUGGUCAAUACUCCGUCAUCUAUUAUCAUAUAUCAGUCAAAGUGGCUCUGCCCACCCUUGAGCUUCAAUGUGAUAGAAAUAUCAAUCUUAUGGACAUUAUAUAUAAACCACGGGCCUCAGAAACACUGACGUUGAGUUAAGUAGAAGGUUGGUAUUCCUCAGGGCAGUUGCCUUGGACCACUGUUUCACUCUGUUUAUGUGAAAGAUCGACAUACAUGAAGCCAAUUAGAAAUGAAAAACUGUUAUUGUUCAUGUAUGACCCAUUGCUUCCUUGUUGCAUUUGAACUUGAAGUUUAUGUUUAUAAAACUAUUUUCUUGUAUUUUCUUUCCUCUGCCUAACAAAUGAUCCUGACAAAGCUCCAUCCAUGACACAGAGCUGCAGUAGCUUUUGACACAGAAGGUCACAAAACCCACAAGUACACAGUGUAUGUGUCAUGGUUCGUCUGUCUUUUAUUUUUUAAAUCAUGCUUUGUGUUUCCUGUUUUAUUUUGCCAUGUUUUUUAAUUUCCUGUCGGUCGUGUCUCCUUGUGGUUUUGUCAUGUCUGUCCAUGUCA
Messenger RNA from Mugil cephalus (flathead mullet), 1732 nucleotides. Its product is annotated as granzyme A-like. The coding region runs from base 111 to 881 and encodes 256 amino acids. The transcript is spliced from 5 exons. Gene Ontology annotation, molecular function: serine-type endopeptidase activity. The record is from RefSeq and is a predicted model, not a curated record. Gene Ontology annotation, biological process: proteolysis. Lineage: Eukaryota; Metazoa; Chordata; Actinopteri; Mugiliformes; Mugilidae.